Glycine soja is the source of this 2407-nucleotide messenger RNA. Its product is annotated as phenylalanine ammonia-lyase class 3. The transcript has 2 exons. Lineage: Eukaryota; Viridiplantae; Streptophyta; Magnoliopsida; Fabales; Fabaceae. Gene Ontology annotation, biological process: L-phenylalanine catabolic process. The record is from RefSeq and is a predicted model, not a curated record. Bases 93 to 2204 code for a protein of 703 amino acids. Gene Ontology annotation, cellular component: cytoplasm. Gene Ontology annotation, molecular function: phenylalanine ammonia-lyase activity.
AGUACCCACCAACCAAGCACUACCAUCUCCUCUCUUUAAAGCUUCAAAGCCUCUCUCAAAACCUUACAACUUUUGAUCUCUUGUUUGUGAACAUGGCGACCAUUAUUCUAGAAAAUGACCCUCUUAACUGGAGCCAUGCAGCAGAUUCACUCAAGGGUAGCCACUUUGAAGAAGUAAAACGCAUGGUGGCAGAAUACCGGAAGCCACUUAUCUCUCUGGGUGGCGGGGAGACACUAACUAUAUCACAGGUGGCUGCUGUUGCUGUUGCCAAUGCCAACCAUAACUUGCAGGCUAAGGUUGAUCUCUCAGAGUCUGCAAGGGCAGGCGUUGACGCCAGCUGCGACUGGAUCACCCAAAACAUUAACAAAGGCACUCCCAUUUAUGGUGUUACCACCGGCUUUGGUGCUGCCUCCCACAGGCAAACUCAACAAGGCCUUGCUCUUCAGAAGGAAAUGGUUAGGUUUUUAAACUGCGCAAUAUUUGGCUACCAGACAGAGUUAUCUCACACACUGCCUAAAUCAGCAACAAGAGCAGCAAUGCUUGUGAGGGUUAAUACCCUUCUUCAAGGCUACUCAGGAAUCAGAUUUGAAAUCCUAGAAGCUAUCACGAAACUACUGAACCACAAUGUCACCCCCAUCUUGCCAUUACGUGGUACAGUUACUGCGUCUGGUGAUCUAAUUCCUCUGUCCUACAUUGUUGCAUUGCUAACUGGUAGGCGAAAUAGUAAAGCUGUUGGACCCUCUGGAGAGUCACUUAAUGCUAAGGAAGCUUUCCAUUUAGCAGGUCUACAUUCUGGGUUCUUUGAGUUGAAGCCCAAGGAAGGUCUUGCCCUCGUAAAUGGCACGGCCGUUGGGUCUGGCGUAGCUUCUACUGUGCUUUUUGAGGCAAACAUAUUAGCUUUAUUGUCCGAAGUUCUAUCAGCAGUUUUUGCAGAAGUCAUGCAAGGGAAGCCAGAAUUUACACAUCAUCUAAUACAUAAGCUGAAGUAUCAUCCUGGUCAAAUUGAAGCUGCAGCUAUUAUGGAACACAUUCUAGAUGGAAGCUCUUAUGUCAAAGAUGCUAAACUGCAACAGCCAGAUCCAUUGCAGAAGCCAAGAAAAGAUCGUUAUGCUCUUGUAACUUCUCCUCAGUGGCUUGGUCCACAGAUUGAAAUCAUCCGGUAUUCGACCAAAUCAAUUGAAAGGGAAAUAAACUCAGUAAAUGACAAUCCCUUGAUUGAUGUCACAAGGAAUAAGGCACUGAAUGGUGGUAAUUUCCAAGGAACCCCAAUUGGAGUUUCAAUGGAUAAUGCACGUUUAGCUGUUGCUUCAAUUGGCAAACUCAUCUUUGCCCAAUUUACUGAGCUAGUCAAUGAUUUGUAUAACAAUGGGUUGCCAUCAAAUCUUUCUGCUGGUAGAAACCCAAGUCUGGAUUACGGUUUCAAGGCAUCUGAAGUUGCCAUGGCUGCUUAUUGUUCUGAACUUCAAUAUCUAGCAAAUCCAGUAACGAGCCAUGUGCAAAGUGCUGAGCAGCACAACCAAGAUGUGAACUCUUUGGGCUUAAUUUCUGCUUUGAAAACUGUCGAAGCCGUUGAGAUAUUAAAGCUCAUGUCUUCGACUUAUCUGGUUGCACUCUGCCAAGCUAUUGACUUGAGGCAUUUGGAGGAAAAUUUCAAGAGUACGGUCAAGAAUACUGUAAGCAGAGUUGCACAGAAAACAUUAAUUACAGAAGGCAAAGAAGAAAUUAACCCAUUUCGACUUUGUGAGAAAGAUUUGCUUAAAGUGGUCGAUAGAGAGUACGUAUUUUCCUACAUUGAUGAUCCCUCCAAUGUUACGUACCCCUUGAUGCCAAAACUAAAGCAAGUACUUUAUGAGAAAGCACACAUCAGUGCCAUUAAUGACAAGAAUGUGAGCUUGUUGAUUUUUGAGAAGAUAGGAGCUUUUGAGGAUGAAUUGAAGUCUCUCUUGCCAAAGGAAGUUGAAAAUGCAAGGGUAGCUUAUGAGAAUGGCAAUCCAGCAAUUCCAAACAGAAUAAAGGAGUGUAGGUCAUAUCCACUGUACAAGUUUGUGAGGGAGGAGUUAGAGAUAGGGUUGCUCACCGGAGAAAAGAAUCUCUCACCCGAUGAGGAAUUUGAAAAAGUAUAUACAGCCAUGUGUCAAGCAAAGAUUGUUGACCCAAUUCUGGAAUGUCUUGGAGAUUGGAAAGGGUCUCCCAUCCCAAUAUAAUUAAUGUGUAGGAGUAAUCUGCCGAUGUUUGACAAUAACUAGCAGGCAACUUCUUUUUUCAUGAUGUUUGUUUUAGGAUUUGAUUUGAAUAACUAAAUAGUUAAGAGAAACUAGUGUGGAUUUCCAGUGUACGCCUUAUCUAUACAACUAAAUCAAUAAAAAAAAAACGAAUACGUCAUUCCUUUAGUUAUAAAGUAAUUGUG